AUGAUGGCGAUUCGCAGCAUGAAAGUGACACCGCGGCGCGGCAUUCUAGGACCAAGACUCCAGCCUUACGUCGAAGUAGAUCGCGGGAACGGCGAUCGGCAAGACGGCAGGAAAGUAAGCGACGUCAUGAGCAACAGGUCCGAAGCCCUACAGUGCACAAGAGAUUGGUACUGUCAUGGCCAGUCUCUGGGUACUGUCAUGGCCGGCCUUGUGCCCUUGGAGAUAAGAAAAGAAUUUGGUCACCACGGGACCAUGUCAGAGUUGGUACUGUCAUGGCCAGAUUCUGAAUGGUCACAAGGCAAG
This is a messenger RNA of Iphiclides podalirius (scarce swallowtail), 303 nucleotides long. The record is from the annotation of a GenBank genome assembly. Lineage: Eukaryota; Metazoa; Arthropoda; Insecta; Lepidoptera; Papilionidae.